This is a messenger RNA of Maudiozyma saulgeensis, 1176 nucleotides long. NCBI's taxonomy places the organism in Eukaryota, Fungi, Ascomycota, Saccharomycetes, Saccharomycetales, Saccharomycetaceae. The record is from the annotation of a GenBank genome assembly.
AUGACUCACUACGCAAAGGAAAUCGAUUACGUUUUUACAUCAGAGAGUGAUAAGUUUGUUGUUGCUGUAGAUAUUGGUGGAACUUUAGCUAAAGUAGUAUAUUCAUCACAUGCACAUAAUUCAUUACGAUUUAAAACAAUUGAGACAGAAAAAAUUGAUCAAUUUAUACAAUUGUUACAUAAGAUCAUUAGGAAAUAUAAUAAUGGCAAUUAUAAAAAUACGCGGCUGGUAGCUACAGGUGGUGGAGCAUUUAAAUUUAAGAAUUUAUUAGAUAAAGAAUUUAAUCAAUUGACUGAACCAAUUGUUCAAUUAGAUGAAAUGGCUUGUUUGAUUAAUGGGCUAGAUUUUUUCAUUCAUACUAUUUCGGAUGAAGUAUUUACAUAUAGUGAAACAGAGGGACAAAUAUUACGUGGGGUUAAUGUGACCAAUGAUACAACGUAUCCAUAUAUGUUAGUUAAUAUUGGAUCCGGUGUAUCUAUAUUAAAAGUCAAUGGACCAAACAAAUUCGAAAGAGUAGGGGGUUCAUCUCUCGGUGGUGGAACUCUUUGGGGGCUGCUGUCUUUGAUUACUGGUGCAAAGAGUUAUGAUCAGAUGUUACAAUGGGCUCAAGAUGGUGAUAAUACGAAUGUAGAUAUGUUAGUAGGAGAUAUAUAUGGUACAGAUUAUGGAAAGAUAGGGUUGAAAGCCUCGAGUAUUGCUAGCUCGUUUGGAAAAGUGUUUCAAGGUGAACGUAGUGAACGGACGGGGGAACGUAGUGGAAAUGCUACUAGUAGUAGUAGCAGUAGUAGUGAUACAAGUGAUUCUGAUAGUGAAAGGAGAGAUUCUAUUGAAAAUGGUACAAAAGAUGAAAUUAUAGAAGAUGGUAAUGGGAGUGCAAUCCUGGGACCACAUGAAUUUAAUAAUGAAGAUAUUUGUAAGAGUUUACUUUAUGCUGUAUCGAAUAAUAUUGGCCAAAUAGCAUAUUUGCAAGCCCAUAUCCAUGACAUACAAAACAUUUAUUUUGGGGGUUCCUAUAUUAGAGGUCAUCUCACUACGAUGAAUACAUUAAGUUAUGCAAUCAAUUUUUGGUCAAAGGGUACAAAACAAGCAUUUUUCCUUAAACAUGAGGGAUACCUUGGUGCAAUGGGUGCAUUCCUACAAUUAGAGAAAGAGCUCAUAUCGCCACCACCGCCAUAG